AUGGCUCUACCUACCUCCAAGUGUCUGGCUGGAAGUUUGGGGUUUUUUCUGUUCGUAGUCUCUUCAGUAAGCACAGCAGAAGCAGCUGUCACAUGUCCUGACAGAGAGCCUGAGUUAGAAAUCUGGAACCCGGGUCACAACGAAGAAAACCGCGUUGAAAUCCGCAGUGGCAGGAAGCUGCUGCUCUCUUCUUCUGCCACUGUCCACUCCAUCCACAUCACUGACGGAGGAAAACUGGUCAUCAAGGAUGAUGUGCAGCCCAUCAUCCUGCGUACAAGACACAUACUCAUUGAAAAUGAUGGAGAGCUACACAUUGGCAGUGAGCUGUGCCCUUACCAAGGCAAUGUGGUUAUCAUCUUAUAUGGGCGAGCGGAUGACGGCAGCCAGCCAAAUCCUUACUUUGGACGGAAGUACCUUGGAGUCAGCAAAGGAGGCACUCUUGAGAUCCAUGGAAAGAAAAAGCUGUCCUGGACUUUCUUAAACAAGACUCUCCAUCCUGGUGGCAUGGAAGAAGGUGGAUAUUACUUCGAGAGGAGCUGGGGCCACCGGGGUGUCAUUGUCCAUGUCAUUGACCCAAAGACAGGGGCAGUUGUCCACUCAGACCGGUUCGAUACCUACAGAGCAAAAGAGGAAAGUGUCCGCCUGGCUCAGUACUUGGGCAGAGUUGCAAAUGGCAUGAUCCUGUCGGUCGCGGUGAAUGAUGAAGGAUCCAGAAACUUGGAUGACUUGGCCAGGAAAGCAAUGACCAAACUGGGCAGCAAGCAUUUCCUCCACCUUGGGUUUAGGCACCCAUGGAGUUUUAUUACCAUUAAAGGAAAUCCCUCCUCUUCUGUUGAAGACCACAUUGAAUAUCAAGGUCACAAAGGCUCAGCUGUGGCCAAAGUAUUCAAACUAUUCAAAGCUGAGAAUGGAGAACAUUUUAACGUCUCUUCAACGAGCGAGUGGGUUCAAGAUGUAGAAUGGACAGAGUGGUUUGAGAAGCCUGACAAAGCGAGAUCUAAGGACACGGAGAAGCUGUCUGACUUCAAAGCUGCUCAUCCUGACAAAGUAUGCAGGCAGCCCAUUGACAUCCAGGCGAUGACGCUUGACGGGGCGGAUUUAACCACGGAGGUUUUCUACAAGAGCAGCCACGAUUACCAAUUCCUGUGCCAUGGCAAGGACCAGACCGGCCAGGGCUGCCACAACUACAGAGUCAGGUUCUUGUGUGGCAAAUCUGUGAAGCCGAAGCUCACGGUAACCGUUGACACCAACGUGAACAGCACGAUCCUGAAUCUGGCGGAUGACGUGAGCUCAUGGAGACCUGGGGACAGGCUGGUGGUGGCGAGCACUGACUACUCCAUGUACCAGGCAGAGGAGUUCCAAGUGCUGCCCUGUAGAACCUGCAGACCCACCCAGGUCAAGGUAGCAGGGAAAGCCACAUACCUGCACGUGGGCGAGGUGGUCGACGGCGUGGACAUGCGGGCGGAAGUGGGGCUGCUGAGCCGCAACGUCGUGGUGAUGGGCGACAUGGAGCAGCAGUGCUACGAGUACAGCAGCAAGCUGUGCUCCUUCUUUGAUUUCGACACCUUUGGGGGACACAUCAAGAUUGGUCUUGAUUUUAAGGCUACGCACAUUGAAGGUCUGGAACUGAAACACAUGGGCCAGCAGACAAUGGGGCAUUACCCAAUUCAUUUCCAUAUGGCUGGAGAUGUGGAUGAGAAAGGAGGCUACCACCCUCCAACCUAUGUGAAGGACACCUCCAUCCACAACACCUUCUCCCGCUGCGUCACAGUCCAUGGAUCCAAUGGCUUACUGGUGAAGGAUGUGGUGGGUUACGAUGCUCUGGGCCAUUGUUUUUUUACGGAGGAUGGCCCAGAGGAGCGCAACACAUUUGACCACUGCCUGGGGCUGCUGGUGAAGCCCAGCACUCUGCUCCCCUCCGACCGAGACAGCAGGAUGUGCAAGCUGAUCACAGAGGGAGCUUACCCAGGCUACAUCCCUAAACCCAGGCAGGACUGCAGUGCUGUAUCCACCUUCUGGAUAGCCAACCCACACAACAACCUUAUAAACUGUGCAGCUGCUGGAUCUGAAGAAACAGGCUUUUGGUUUGUCCUGCACCACGUGCCCACUGGUCCCUCGGCAGGCAUGUACUCCCCUGGCUACUCCGAGCACAUGCCGAUGGGGAAAUUCUCCAACAACCGCGCGCAUUCCAACUACCGGGCUGGAAUGAUCAUUGAUAACGGCGUUAAAACCACCCCAGCCUCUGCCAAGGACAAAAGACCUAUCCUGACACUGAUUUCUGGGAGGUACAGCCCACACAAGGAUGCUGAUCCUUUGAAGCCCAGGGAACCUGCAAUAAUUGAGGGCUUUAUUGCCUACAAGAAUCAGGAUCACGGGGCCUGGCUGCGAGGUGGAGAUGUGUGGCUGGACAACUGCCAGUUUGCUGACAAUGGCAUUGGGCUGACCUUGGCGAGUGGCGGGACCUUCCCUCAUGACGACGGCUCCAAGCAGGAGAUCAAGAACAGCCUGUUUGUGGGUGAGAGUGGAAACCUGGGCACUGAGACGAUGGACAAUGAGAUCUGGGGGCCUGGAGGUCUGGAUCACCGGGGAAGGACCCUGCCCAUCGGCCCGGAUUUCCCCAUCCGAGGGAUUCAGUUCUAUGACGGGCCCAUCAACGUCCAGAACUGCACGUUCCGCAAGUUCGCGGCGCUGGACGGGCGGCACACCAGUGCCCUCGCCUUCCGCCUCAACAACGCCUGGCAGAGCUGCCCCAACAACAACGUCACCGCCAUCCGCUUCGAGGAUGUCCCCAUUACUUCAAGAGUCUUCUUUGGAGAACCUGGCCCGUGGUUCAAUGAUCUGGAUAUGGAUGGUGACAAAACAUCAGUUUUUCAUGAUGUAGAUGGUUCUGUGUCAGAAUACCCAGGCUCAUACCUGAUCAAAGAAGACAACUGGUUAAUCAAGCACCCUGACUGCAUUGACGUGCCUGACUGGAGAGGCUCCAUCUGCAGCGGGCACUUUGCACAGAUGUACAUCCAAGCCUACAAGCCAGCCAACCUGAAAAUGAAAAUAAUAAAAAAUGACUACCACAAUCACCCACUCUACUUGGAAGGGGCUUUGAGCAAAAGCACUCAUUACCAGCAGUAUCAGCCAGUUGUAACUCUGAGGAAAGGCUACACCAUCCACUGGGACAAGACAGCCCCUGAAGAGCUGGCCAUAUGGCUCAUCAACUUCAACAAGAAUGACUGGAUCCAAGUAGGGUUUUGCUAUCCUAAAGGGACGACAUUUUCCAUUCUCUCAGACAUCCACAACCGUCUCUUGAAGAAAACAUACAAAACUGGCACCUUCUACAGAACCUCCCAAAUGGAGAAACUGGAGCACAGAUACCCCACCAAAGGGUACUACUACUGGGAUGAGGACACUGGGUUGCUGUUUCUGAAACUCAAAGCUCAAAAUGAGAAGGAGAAGUUUGCUUUCUGCUCUGUAAAGGGCUGUGAGAGAAUAAGAAUCAAAGCUGUGAUCCCAAAGACAGCUGGUGUCAGCGACUGUGAAGCCACAGCCUACCCCAAGUACAUUGAGACACCAAUAGUGGAAGUGCCAAUGCCAAAGAAGCUCUCCAGUGCCCAACUGAAGACCAAGGACCACCUAAUUGAAGUGAAAAUAGAGACGUACAAGAAACAGUACUUCCACCUGAAGGAUGACUUUGCAUACAUUGAGGUUGAUGGUGUCAGGUUUUUCCUCACUGAAGAGGGCAUCCAGCUGGUUGUGAUUGAUGGACACCAUGGAAAAGUUGUUGAUCGAGUAACAUUCAAAAACUCCAUUCUACAAGGAAUCCCAGCACAGAUAGAGAAUUAUGUCAACAACAUCAAAGAUCACUCCAUAGUGCUGGUGACAUCUAAAGGAAGAUUCAUUUCAAGAGGACCAUGGACUAAAGUACUGGAGAAACUUGGAGCAGGAAAGGGUUUUAGGUUAAAAGAAAAAAUGGCUUUUGUCGGCUUCAAAGGCAGCUUCCGCCCCGUCUGGGUGAAGCUGGUCACGAACGAGGACUCGGCCAAAAUCUACCAAGCACUGCCAAUUCCUGUGGUGAAGAAAAUGAAGUUGUGAGGGCACCCUGCUGUGCCUGCUGGCCGCC
Onychostruthus taczanowskii (white-rumped snowfinch) is the source of this 4111-nucleotide messenger RNA. It is a transcript of the gene CEMIP, whose product is annotated as cell migration inducing hyaluronidase 1. The transcript has 28 exons. The coding region runs from base 1 to 4083 and encodes 1360 amino acids. The record is from RefSeq and is a predicted model, not a curated record. Lineage: Eukaryota; Metazoa; Chordata; Aves; Passeriformes; Passeridae.